AUGUCCCCCAACUACACCCCCGACCUCCACCUCGCCCUCCACACCGUCCACCGCGCCACCCUCCUCACCAAAUCCAUCCUCCGCUUCCUCAACAACUCCGUCGCCGCCGAAACAAAAGCCGACGCCUCCCCCGUUACCAUCGCCGACUUCGCCGCCCAAUGCCUCAUCAUCACCGCUAUCCGUGCCGUGCAUCCCUCGGACAGCUUCGUCGGCGAAGAGAGCGCGGCCGCGCUGCGCUCGAACCUCGCCCUACGCGAAGCAGUAUGGGCUCUCGUCUCAUCCGCGUCGAGUGAGGCUUUGACGGGGCUGGGUGAGGAUGACCCAGUGGGGGAGUUGGCGGUCCCGCAGACGAUGGAAGAGAUGCUUGAUGUUAUCGAUGUGGGCGUUGGCGAGCAGACGGCUAGGGGGCGGGUGUGGGUGCUUGAUCCAGUGGAUGGCACGGCGACGUUCAUGAAGGGGCAGCAGUAUGUGGUUGCGCUGGCACUGUUGGAGGAUGGGGUGCAGAAGGUGGGUGUGCUGGCGGCGCCGAAUCUGCUGUGGGAUGCUAGUGCGGGAGCUGGGGAGCAGAAGAUCCAUGAAGAUUUGGUGGAUGAGGAAGGGUGGGGUGUUGUGUUGAGUGCGGUUGAAGGGGAGGGGGCGUGGGUGCGGCGGAUUGAGGAGGAGGGGUUUGGAGAGGCGGUUAGGAUUGGGGUGGGUGCCAAGGAGAAGGAGUUGAAGGAGUUGGAUUUUGUGGAGGUAGCGCCUGGCUCCACGACUUUGUCGCAGGAGAGCCAUCGAAGGGUUGCAGAGGGUUUGGGGGCGAAGUGGCCUGGCACGCAGCUGUGGAGCCAGCAGAUGAAGUACGUGGCGCUGUCCCUGGGGGCAGUGGAUGUGAUGCUUAGAAUACCGAAGACGAAAGACCGUUUCACGCAGGUUUGGGACCAUGCUGGGGGGCAGCUCAUCUUUCAGGAAGCGGGAGGCAAGAUUCGGGAUUUGAAUGGUGGGACUAUUGACUUGGCGCAAGGGAGGAAGAUUCAGGGUGAGAGGAACUUUGGAAUGAUUGCUACGAGGCCGGGAUAUUGGGAGAAGAUAAGUGAAGCCAUGAAAGAAGCGGUGGCGGACUCGGGCUUCUAG
Molecule: messenger RNA, 1113 nt
Organism: Mytilinidion resinicola
Lineage: Eukaryota; Fungi; Ascomycota; Dothideomycetes; Mytilinidiales; Mytilinidiaceae
Product: carbohydrate phosphatase
Exons: 1
Coding region: 1-1113 (370 amino acids)
Biological process (GO): sulfate assimilation
Molecular function (GO): 3'(2'),5'-bisphosphate nucleotidase activity
Source: RefSeq, a predicted model, not a curated record